Molecule: messenger RNA, 1019 nt
Organism: Hemicordylus capensis (graceful crag lizard)
Lineage: Eukaryota; Metazoa; Chordata; Lepidosauria; Squamata; Cordylidae
Product: synergin gamma-like
Exons: 6
Coding region: 267-791 (174 amino acids)
Cellular component (GO): clathrin coat of trans-Golgi network vesicle
Source: RefSeq, a predicted model, not a curated record
CCAACUUCCUGCGAGAGGUAAAAUACCUGGCCAGGUUCCUGGUCAGCUUCUCUGGGGGAGGGAUUUGCACUGCAGGCACUUUCUCCACGUAGCUCGUUUUUGCAUUCCAGCUUCAGGGGGUUGCAUGGAUUUCAGCUCCUAAACUUCUGAAGGAAGAAGUUUUUCAAACUGCCCAUGGACCGAGUCACCCACAAAACUGGCUACGCUGGGUGAACGACGUCCUGGAUGACUGUUGCAUCCUCCUAGUUUCCACACAGUCAAGGCAGAUGAACUCCGAGACGGCCCACUGUAUGCAAUGUCUGCAACAGAUCCAUAAGGUAAUCAGCAAGGCCAAUGAGAUCCUCGCCGGAAUAAGCCAGCCAUCUGUCUGCAGUGAAGUGCUCUUGUCUGCACAAGGGACCACGUACAUCUUGGGACUGUCGGAAGUGUACCGCGUGUCCCGGCGCUUGGAAGAGGGGUUGAGGACUCAGGAACUAGCAAGCGAGCCCCUACAGCUUGCUUUACGGCAAGUUGAUUUGGCCUGGAAUAACAUGCUGUCCUUCCUGGUUUUUGGCCAUCCUGCGUUCCACAUUUUGCUUUUGGAGGCACCUUUAGGAAGCUCAAGUUGCCAGCCUGAACCCAAUCCGGCCCCUGACCAGAUCUGCAGAGUGUGUCUAACGGAAGUGAAACAGGAGCCAGAGGUUCAUUCUGGAAACUCUAACCCCAUCCUAUACCAGGGUAACGCUUACCAUGCCAGCUGUGCCAAUUUUUGGCUGAACUGUGUGGAUUCCAGCCUGCCGAGGGAGCCGUGACCCUUUCUCUCUCCCCCACGUUCUUGAAGUUGCUGCACUCCACCAUUUCACUGGAAGGUGCAGAUGCCUGCAGAUGCUCACAGCUGGGAAGUUGGGGCUACGGAAUGCCACAGACCUACCUCAUAAAGGAGGGAGGCCGCCUCAGAAGGAAAAGGUUUUGUGAAGCUUGAACAGCUGGGGAACCAGGCUUGCAUCUUUUCACUGAAAUAAACUUAUUUUUUUUAUGGG